AUAUUUAUACAUUCAUCAUUUCAUAUAUCUCUUGAAAAGAUGAGACGGAACUGCAACUUGGAGCUCUGCCUUUUUCCUCAAUAUAUUUCUGAUAGAAAUCACAAUCACAACAAUCACAUGGUUGAAGAACAAGAAGAUAGUGAUGAGAGUUCAAUGCAACAUCAGCAACAGCCACUGACUAUUUUCUACGAUGGCAAGAUGUGUGUUACUGAUGUCACAGAGUUUCAGGCCAAAUCAAUCUUAAUGCUGGCAAAUAAAAAAGUGCAAGAAAUAGUGAAGACGCCAACAGGAUCAGAGCCAUCAAAACCAACAAUGGUACAAUCUCCUCAUCAAUCAUGUAGCCAUGCUCCUGGUCUUUCAAUGAAAAGAUCUUUGCAACGGUUUCUUCAAAAGAGAAAAAAUAGGAUUCAACAAGCUUCUCCAUACAAUCAUUAACAAAUUAAAAAAAAACAGAGUCUUUCAAUAAAAAGAUUUUUGCAACGUCACUUUCAGAUCCCAAUCUGAUUGUGUUUUUUUAAAUGGUGGCGUUAAGUUGGAAGAGUUGAAAGCAGGAAAAGUCGUAUAUUGCAUCCUCAAAUGUAGCAAAAAGAGGAAUCAAAAAAUUUAUUAGGUUUUAAUAAACGGUUUAAUACGGUGUAAACGAUCACAACAAAACAGUGUUGGAAGCUGUUGAUACCGUUAUUCAUCGUUUUUAUGAUAAAGAAUGAAUUAUGGUUAAUUCGCACCGCAACAACCGUAAUCAGCGUUGCAACACAUCAAUCGACCGGAAUAACAAAAGUAUUUACGCAACCGCGGCGUGCCCGCGUCCGUUAUUUAAAUCUUGGAAUUCUUAGCAUUGUGGAUCUCAUUAAUCUUUAUUUUAAUGACAAUGGUGUCAUUCCACGAGCUAAGGAGUCUAGAUCUCGCCUACGAUCCAAACACAUACUUAUCCAUCAUCACAUAAUUCAAGAGAUAAUUGAAAGAGGAGAUACACAUGGUACCAACACUUUAUAAUGUGGUUGACCCACUUAGCAAGUCUCUUAUUCUACUGAAGCAUGAUUGUCAUACUGAAACUAUGGGUAUUAGACACAUGUCUGAUUAACUCUAAUAUUAGUGGAAAAAUAUUGAUUUAAGCCCUAGAGCUCAAUGGUUUUUUGAUUGAACUUAAAAUAUGUAUCAUGUUAAUUAUUAAAAUAAAAUACUCUUCUUCAUUA
Lathyrus oleraceus (garden pea) is the source of this 1193-nucleotide messenger RNA. RefSeq names its product protein TIFY 5A. Gene Ontology annotation, cellular component: nucleus. Gene Ontology annotation, biological process: regulation of jasmonic acid mediated signaling pathway; response to wounding; regulation of defense response. The coding region runs from base 40 to 435 and encodes 131 amino acids. NCBI's taxonomy places the organism in Eukaryota, Viridiplantae, Streptophyta, Magnoliopsida, Fabales, Fabaceae. The record is from RefSeq and is a predicted model, not a curated record. The transcript is spliced from 3 exons.